Messenger RNA from Fomitopsis serialis, 495 nucleotides. RefSeq lists its product as uncharacterized. Bases 94 to 405 code for a protein of 103 amino acids. The record is from RefSeq and is a predicted model, not a curated record. Lineage: Eukaryota; Fungi; Basidiomycota; Agaricomycetes; Polyporales; Fomitopsidaceae. The transcript has 5 exons.
CAGCGACCAGUCCGGAAUCCGAUCCCCUCCUGUUUGUCAGCGUCGCCGCCUCAUCGACUGACCUCAACGAACGAGACAUAGCCUCUCGCCGCCAUGUUUGGGGACGUCAUGCUUUUCCUGGCAUCCUUCGCCACCCUCCACGCGGCAUAUUCCACGUAUGAACACUUGUCCUACCUGAAAGCCCUAGGACGACCCGAAGGGUCCUUGCCGCAAGAUAUUGUGUUCGAAGCACUAGCUGCGCUCAUACUCGGCAUCGUCGGGUCUGCAAUACGGACACCAGAACUGAGGGAGGUGACAUGGCGGAGUGAGAUGAAGCACCGAUCGGCGGAAGAGCAAGACCCGAGGCUCUCCUUCACCACCUUCGCACAACGCGCCGGCAUUUUGCAAACCCCAUCGGCUUCUUGACGUUGCUAUCAGCACAUCUGCUCUUGCUUAUUUAUUGAAUCAAUCGUUGUAGUUCUUGUCGAGAUUCAGGUCGUACACAAGGAACAGACA